This is a messenger RNA of Molossus molossus (Pallas's mastiff bat), 3629 nucleotides long. RefSeq names its product semaphorin 6B (gene SEMA6B). The coding region runs from base 83 to 2695 and encodes 870 amino acids. The transcript is spliced from 17 exons. NCBI's taxonomy places the organism in Eukaryota, Metazoa, Chordata, Mammalia, Chiroptera, Molossidae. The record is from RefSeq and is a predicted model, not a curated record. Gene Ontology annotation, biological process: neural crest cell migration; negative chemotaxis; negative regulation of axon extension involved in axon guidance. Gene Ontology annotation, molecular function: chemorepellent activity; semaphorin receptor binding.
GGUCCGGACUGCACCCCUUUCUGGAAGGGGUAUGGAGGGCUAGAUUCCAGAGGGUGUCACCUCCCGUCGCCCCGACCUCGCCAUGCGGACCCCGCGAGUGCCCCCUCCCCUCCUGGCUCUAUUGCUCCUGCUGCUGCUACUGGGGGGAGCCCACGGACUUUUCCCGGAGGAGCCGCCACCGCUUAGCGUGGCCCCCAGGGACUACCUGAACCACUAUCCCGUGUUCGUGGGCAGUGGGCCAGGACGCCUGACCCCGGCAGAGGGCACCGAGGACCUCAACAUCCAGCGGAUCCUGCGGGUCAACAGGACGCUGUUCAUUGGGGACAGGGACAACCUGUACCGGGUAGAACUGGAACCUCCCACCUCCAUGGAGCUUCGGUACCAGAGGAAGCUUACCUGGCGCUCCAACCCCAGCGACAUCAACGUGUGUCGGAUGAAGGGCAAGCAGGAGGGCGAGUGUCGAAACUUUGUUAAGGUGCUGCUACUUCGGGAUGAAUCCACCCUCUUUGUGUGUGGUUCCAAUGCCUUCAACCCUGUGUGCGCCAACUACAGUAUAGACACACUACAGCCUCUGGGGGACAACAUCAGUGGCAUGGCCCGCUGUCCAUAUGACCCCAAACAUGCCAACGUCGCCCUCUUCUCUGAAGGAAUGCUCUUCACAGCUACCGUCACCGACUUCCUAGCUAUUGACGCUGUCAUCUACCGCAGCCUUGGAGACCGGCCCACACUGCGCACCGUAAAACACGACUCCAAGUGGUUUAAAGAGCCCUACUUUGUGCAUGCAGUGGAGUGGGGCAGCCACAUCUACUUCUUCUUCCGGGAGAUCGCGAUGGAAUUUAACUACCUGGAGAAGGUGGUGGUGUCCCGCGUGGCCCGGGUGUGCAAGAAUGAUGUGGGGGGCUCCCCUCGCGUGCUGGAGAAGCAGUGGACAUCCUUCCUGAAGGCGCGGCUCAACUGCUCUGUGCCUGGGGACUCCCACUUCUACUUCAAUGUGCUGCAGGCUGUCACGGGGGUAGUCAGCCUGGGGGGCCGGCCCAUGGUCCUGGCCAUUUUCUCCACCCCUAGCAACAGCAUCCCUGGCUCCGCAGUCUGCGCCUUUGACAUGACACAGGUGGCUGCCGUGUUUGAAGGCCGCUUCCGUGAGCAGAAGUCCCCUGAGUCCAUUUGGACACCUGUGCCAGAGGAUCAGGUGCCACGGCCCCGGCCUGGGUGCUGUGCAGCUCCCGGCAUGCAGUACAACGCCUCUAGCGCCUUCCCUGAUGAGAUCCUCAGCUUUGUCAAGACCCACCCCCUGAUGGACGAGGCAGUGCCCUCACUGGGCCAUGCGCCCUGGAUAGUGCGGACUCUGACACGGCACCAGCUGACUCGAGUGGCUGUGGAUGUGGGCGCCGGCCCCUGGGGCAACCAGACUGUCGUCUUCCUGGGCUCUGAGGCAGGCACCAUCCUCAAGUUCCUCGUCUGGCCCAACGCCAGUGCCUUGGGCACCUCUGGGCCCAGUGUCUUCCUUGAGGAGUUCGAGACCUACCGGCCAGACAGGUGUGGACGGUCUGGUGGCAGUGAAACAGGGCAACGGCUGCUGAGCCUGGAGUUGGAUGUGACCUCAGGAGGCCUGCUGGCAGCCUUCCCCCACUGUGUGGUCCGUGUGCCUGUGGCCCGCUGCCAGCAGUACUCAGGGUGCAUGAAGAACUGCAUUGGCAGUCAGGACCCCUACUGCGGGUGGGCCCCUGAUGGUUCCUGUAUCUUCCUCAGCCCUGGCACCAGGGCCACCUUUGAGCAGGACGUGUCCGGGGCUAGCACCUCAGGCUUAGGGGACUGCACAGGACUCCUGCGGGCCAGCCUCUCGGAGGAACGCGCCGGGCUGGUAUCAGUGAACCUACUGGUGACAUCGUCAGUGGCAGCUUUUGUGGUGGGUGCUGUGGUGUCGGGCUUCAGCGUGGGCUGGUACGUGGGCCUCCGUGAGCGGCGAGAGCUGGCCCGCCGCAAGGACAAGGAGGCCAUCCUGGGCCACGGGGGCAGCGAGGCCGUGCUGAGCGUGAGCCGGCUGGGCGAGCGCCGGGCAGGUGGCCCUGGCGGCCGGGGCGGGGGUGGUGGUGGAGCUGGGGGACCCCCUGAGGCCCUGCUGGCCCCCUUAAUGCAGAAUGGGUGGGCCAAGGCCACACUGCUGCAGGGUGGCCCCCAUGACCUGGACUCAGGGCUGCUACCCACGCCGGAGCAGACGCCACUGCCCCAGAAGCGCCUGCCCACCCCGCACCCCCACACUCUGGGUCCCCGCGCCUGGGAGCACAGCCACCCCCUGCUCCCCGCCUCGGCCUCCUCCUCCCUGCUGCUGCUGGCCCCCGCCAGGCCCCCGGAGCAGCUGCCCGCGCCCGGCCGGGCCUCCCACGGCGACUUCCCGCUCACGCCCCACGCCAGCCCGGACCGCCGGCGGGUGGUGUCAGCGCCCACGGGCCCCUUGGACCCAAACACAGCCUCUGACAGCCUCCCGCGGCCCUGGAGCCCCCCGCCCACGGGCAGCCUUCGGAGGCCCGGCCCGCACGCGCCAGCGGCCGCCGCCCUGCGCCGCACGCACACGUUCAACAGCGGCGAGGGCCGGCCGGGCGAGCACCACCGCGGCCGCCACAGCCGGCCCAGCACGGACUUGGCCCACCUCCUCGCUUAUGGCGGGACAGACAGGACUGCACCCCCUGUGCCCUAGGCUGGGGUCCCCAGAUGCCUCGGCUGCGCCAGCCACCGGAACAGGAGCGAAAGAUCCGGCUUAACUCCGAGUGGGUGCUCAAGACCCCCACCCCGGUGCACGGGAGGAGGGCCUCCCCACACGGAAGCACAACGGCUCGGCCUCCCACCUGACCGGCCGCGGGACAGGAGGCGGUUUUGGGGGGGCGGGAGGAUGUGCUAUGGAUUUGAGGUUGACCUUCUGUGCGUGGGUUUGGGUUUGUUUCCAAUUUACGAUUUUUUUUUUUUUUUUUUGCAGUUUUCUACCCAAUUGCACAACUCCGUUCUUGGGGUGGUGGCUGAGGGCUUGGAGGUGGUGGGAUGAGGAGGGGGCCACAGCUGCAGACCCAAGUGCCCCCCCUCCAGGUCCCUCCUUGACCUAGGCUCCUGGCGUGUGUGAGUGUGUGUGUGUGUGCAUGCAAUGUUCGUGUGCAAGGGGCCGGGAAGGAGAGGGAGGUGUGCGUGUGGAUGCCCACAAGGGCUGCUGCCUGCGUGUGCCGGGGGGUGGGCACUCAUGCAGGGUGCGUGUCUGUGUGUGAGUGCGGCAGCCCCAGCGGCCUGGGCGUUGGCUGAGCCAACACAGGGGCUUCCAGAAGGCCAGGGGGGCCUACAAGGUGCCGGUUAGGAAUUUGAGGGGAGACAGAUAGGAGGCUUCAGGGAGAGGGGCUAAGAGGGCCUGCCCAUAAGUCACACUGGCAACAGCUUUGUAAAAGCCUGGGAGACAGCAAAGGUGGGUGGGCCCCCCUGUAAAUAUGGCCCUAGGGUGGUCAGAGGGUCCCACACCACCUGUCCCCUUGUGACCGUCCCUUUGAUCUCCAGCUGACCAUGCAUGCCAGCUGAGUGGCCAGCUGAGACCUGGACCCUCUCUGGAAUUUGCCUCCCCAAACCCCUCCCCAUCAAUAAAACUGUUUACAACC